Bactrocera latifrons is the source of this 1259-nucleotide messenger RNA. RefSeq names its product basic-leucine zipper transcription factor A. Lineage: Eukaryota; Metazoa; Arthropoda; Insecta; Diptera; Tephritidae. The transcript is spliced from 5 exons. The record is from RefSeq and is a predicted model, not a curated record. Bases 157 to 1095 code for a protein of 312 amino acids. Gene Ontology annotation, molecular function: protein binding.
UUUAUUUUGUUGUUGUACUAAUUGCGUUUAUCAGCAUCUGUAGUAGAAUUCCGAGAUUUACUUUGAAAAUAUUUUGUAUUAUUUAACAAAAUUAUCGGUGAUAAACGAAAACUUACAUAGACAAAUUCAGGAGCUUGAGAAUAGUACGUCAAAAAGAUGGAUAUAAGCGACAGCUUUGAUCAUCAACAGCAACAACCGCAACAAUCUGAUAAUCUACAACAGCAACAUCAACAGCUACAAAUGCAAUGUGAACCUACUUUUCAAGCACAAAUGAUCAAUCCUGCAGCUACGCCCAUGCCGGUGCCAUUUGCUGCACCAGCUACAAAUGGAUUUGAACCAACAACGAUAAAUCCAUCAUCUUCGCCUCCUUUCUUGUCUUCUGGUCAAGCCAUUCCUUUACCACCACCACCGCAAAUGAAAUCACCUCUAAUACCCCAACUGCAACAACAACCGCAAGAUUUAGAACAACAACACUAUUUAUUACAGCAACAGCAACGUUUAGGUAAUGAAGUCGAUAUUGACUCAUUACUACUCCAACAAUUUAGCUGUUUAGGUACAACUGAUCAUGAGGAUUUGGUUAGACAAUUCCAAAGCCUUAUGAAUAAUCAAGUAGAUCAAGAAGCGGCAAAAUUCUAUUUGGAAAUGAGCAAUUGGAAUUUGCAGACAGCUGUCGGUUGCUAUUUGGACAUUCAUACUUUUCAAACGCUGCCUUCGAUGAAAAUACUUAAUCAGUCUCGACCAAGUGAACAUCAACAAGCGUUUAGACUACAAAACGAUGGUACCAUCGACUGGCCAAACGGAUGCUACUUAACAGCACCUAGUCAAAAGCGGCGCAUUGAAGUGCCAGCUUUAAAGCCAGGAGAAACUUGUGAUAUUUUAGCUGAUAUUCCUCCAACUCAACCGGCGAUUAUGUGGAGACUAUGCACACCCAAUGGUUGGAAUGUAGGAGAGCCCAUUUGGAUGGUUCCGCCAGGCAUGGCAGAUUCGCAGGCUGAGCUUAGUGACCGCAUGUCACAGUUAUUGAUGUCGACAGAUGCGUCCAAUAGUGAAAGUUGUCCACAAGUUAAUGUUGUGAUAUCAGUAAAUAUGGAAUGAAAAGGCGUAUAUUGAGCGAAUGCAGCGUGCGGGAGAGUGUUUAUUUAAAUAAUAUCUAUACAAUUUGUUUGUUUUACAUUUUUAAACGAUGUUCUUUGUAAUGAUCGUUAAGUUUUGCUUUUUUCCCCCCCAUUCUUAUACAUAUACAUACAUAUAAAUGCGUA